AUGGUCGGAGCAGUGACGGAUCAGAAGAUUCAGUUGUCCUGGCAAAACCCCAACCUCAACAGGAACUUUGUUGUCCAUCUUUUCAAAGACGACGGAACACAGGAGAUCAACCAAACAGUGCCAAAUCUGCCGAGUAUUACGACUGUGAUUCAAGAUUUAAUGUCUGAUUCUACUUACGUAAUUGUAGUUGAGGAUUUCCUUUCCUUGAAUGUUCUUGGAUCAGUGCAAGCGAUGACAAAUGCGCAACCCAACUCAAAUGUUAGAGUGGACAGCAAGACUUCAACAUCGGUAGUACUAUCUUGGAUUUUGAUUCCAUUUGCGACCAACUAUCGGAUAUCUUACAUCAGUCAAGAUAAUGCAGGGACGGGUGUCCUAAGCUCAACCAUCCCCACAUCCGUAGUGACUGGUUUGCAACCUCAGAUGACUUAUGCAUUCUCUGUGGUAGCAACUGUAGGCACGUCCCAAAUAAAUGUAGGGUCAGUCACUGUGAUCAUAGAUGCAACAUUAUCUGGAUCAGUAAAUGUAAGCAACUUGACACCCACGACAGUUAGUCUUCAAUGGACUCUCUUUCCUGGUAAUGUUGUUUACGAGAUUGUCUACACUGGACCAGACGGUAACCCGACAACAGUUUCAUCUGUGUUAAAUGGAGCCAGUCUUAUCAACCUUAGUCCAGGCACUCCCUACAGUAUUCGAGUACAGGUCAGAGACUCAACAGGAAUAACUAUCAUAGGCACUACUUCUAUCACGACGCCAGUGACUUCUGAUACGACCCCGCCUGCGGUAAUCUGUCCGCCCGACGUUAAUCGGGUACUUGAGAGCGGAAACUCUGUUCUAAUAGACGUGGGACAGCCGAUAGUUAGUGACAACUCUGGAUCUGUAGAAUUAGUCAGUUCGACCCUACCAACCGGAAAUCAAUUCUCGAUUGGAACAACCAUGGUGACAUUUACCUACAGAGAUCCAGCUAACAACAGUGCAUCUUGUUCCUUGUUCGUUCUUGUUUCACUAGUAACACCAAUUAUUGUCAAGGAAGUGACGCCAACAACGGCUACGUUGUCUUGGACGACUGUGCCAGGUGUCAUAGCCUAUGACAUAAUAUUUACUGGUCAGAACAACUUCCAGAGGUCUGUCACGUCACCAACAGAAUGGGUCUUUGUGGCAAAUCUGUUGCCAGGACGCCCCUACAACGCUCGUGUGGUGGCGAACGUAGCCAGCCCAGGUGGACAAGUGGAAGUUGGAAUGACAUCAUUCAACACAAGUCAACCAAAUUCUGUUACAGUGACUGGAGUAACGACAUCAACCGCCAGUUUGUCAUGGGUUCCACUCCCUGAUACCACUGUCUUUUAUCAGAUCGUAUUCACAGGACCUGAUGGCGUUAUUAAUACAUAUAAUCUUCUGAAUAAUUUUAUGAGUCUUACUAGCCUAAGUCCAGGCUUUGCUUACAACUUUCGAGUUCAAACGGCUGUAGGUAACACUACUGUUGUAAUAGGCACUGCGGCAGCAAAUACAGGACCGCUGAUACCUAGACCUGCACCCCGGGAUGUCUACUUUCAGUCCCAUGAGUUAGACUACUUCACAGUGUCCUGGACACCCGAGGACAUCACCGACGUGACAGGUUAUCUGGUAGCCUAUGAAGCUGGUAGUGCUGGCUUCCAGGAGACAAUCAAUGAUCCUACGGCCACCACGAUAACCCUACAGGAUGACACCCUUGGUGGCAACCCACCCAAUGGGGUACUAAUCGUUCCUUUCGUAUCAGGAAUGGUCAAUACGCAAUAUAUUGUACAAGGAAACGAGGCUCCCCUGCAUGUGCUGCCCCUUGAAGCUCCAAGAAGUGCUACGGUUCAGAAAACGUCAGCGACCAGCUAUGAGCUCAGAUGGGUUAGUGCACCUGGUGUAGAUGGUUACGUGAUAUCUUAUGCAACAACGUUAACGAGAGACAACACCUCUAGUCGAGAAGUGCCUUUGGGCAGGACGUCCGAGCAAAUCACAGGGUUACCACCGAACACAGACUUCACGUUCUAUCUGUACAGUCAGAAAAACGGUCUUAGAAAACGUGCAGUUUUAACAAUGGUUUCUCAAGGUUCGCCUGACACUACUCCGCCAACUGUGCUCUGUCCGUCUGAUAUCAUCCGAACGAUUCCACUGGGAAGUACAUUUGCAAUGGUAUCAGUGCCAAUCCCUACUGUUACCGAUGACUCCGGAAUCUUCUUCUUCGUUAGUUCAAACGUACCAACUACAAAUCAGUUCCCUCUUGGAAAUACACCGGUCACAUUUACCUACCGUGAUCUCGCCUUCAAUCAAGCUUCAUGCACAUUGUCAAUCUUCGUGUCAAUAACGUCAAUGGAUACGAUACCCCCAGUCGUCAGCUGUCCGCCGGACGUCACCGUGACAGUUCAACUUGGAUCAACGCAAUCUGAGGUGAUUAAUGUGGGAGAGCCCAACGUUAGUGACAACUCUGGAGUUGUUGUACUGGUCAGCUCAACCUUGCCUGCCGAAAGUAGAUUUCCGAUUGGAACGACUGCCGUGAAUUUCACCUACAGAGAUCCAGCAAACAACCAGGCAUCCUGUUCUUUAUUGGUCAAUGUGGUAGAAGUCGAUACUAUACCGCCCGUCGUUAUAUGUCCAGGGACGUUUGUUGCAACAAUCCCUGCAGGAGCAUCCAGCGGGAUAAUAAGCUUACCCAGUGCAACUGCAAACGAUGUCGGCGGUAGUGUCACACUUGUCAGUACCCAGCCAAAUCCUACAAACCCGUUUCCACUAGGGACAACCAAUGUGUCGUAUACUUUCCGUGAUCAGUUUGGAAAUCGGGCAUCUUGUUCGUUUGAUGUCGUUGUAUCCACUGGAACCACAGAAACUGGUGUUACUGUCACCUCUGUCACAGAGAAUUCCAUCUCAGUGUCCUGGCCUCAGGUUCCAGGAAAUUUGAUUUAUCAGAUCUUGUACAGCGACUCCGAUAGGACCCAGAUAAACAUUACGAUGACAGAAAGCAUAACAUUGACAGACCUUCUCGAGGGCACAUCAUACAACAUCACCGUUUUAGGUUUCGACAGUUCAGGAAGAGUGGAUGUUGGUUCCGUUAUUGCGACUACAGCUAUGAUGACAAGUCUUACAGCAUGUAGCAGUGGACCUUGUAAAAACCUUGGGACGUGUAUCAAUGUUCAACAAAAUAGUUAUGCAUGCAUUUGUAAAGAAGGCUACGUUGGAGACCAAUGUGAAUUAUUGGCGAUUGUAGGCACACCUUUUUUCGUGUCCGUUCGGGGGACAGACUUCGUAACGGUGACUUGGGAGGAUGAUCCUUCGCAGACUAUUGUGUCGUACAUCCUUACUCUAUUUGAUGCUUCUGGAACGGUAGAAGUGGUCCAGCAGCAGCUGGUUGCUCCUGAACCAACACUAACCUCUCAAUUCACGGGACUUCAGCCGGCGACGAAGUAUACCCUCGACGUUGAUGUCAUAGUCGGUUCGGUCAGAAACCAGUUCGUGUCAGGAACAUUUUACACUCGACCGAAGCCGCCGGAGAACAUCAUCCUCUACACGUUAAGCGAUGAAGCCUCUAUUAUUCGGUGGAAUGCUCCAUCUCCUCCUGACAAUAACUUCGAUGGCUAUCUGGCAGCUUAUCAGGACAUUUCAUCUGGCUUUAUCAGUGCAGUCCCUUUGGCUUCUGCAGUCAGAAGUCAUGUCUUUGACGGCCUCCAGAUUGGUGUGGCAUAUGAUUUCACAGUACUUACGACCGUCGGUCAAAGUACAGCAAGUUCAUUUACGACAUUUCCUACUAUUACACUUGGAUCGCCGGCCAAUGUCAGUAUUAGGGCCGUAACGGCAGAACACGUAGAGGUCGCCUGGACUGUUCCACAAGUAUAUGCACAGUCUUACGUGGUCCAUCUCUUCAACGAAGGUGGUACAGAGGAACACUCCAGGACAGUCGGUGCUGAAAAUACAUCCGUGGUUUUCCAAAACCUGACGCCCAAUACCCUGUACCUUGCUUUAGUCGAGACGGUCUCUGCGUCAUCCAAACUGUCCUACGUGUCCGGUUGGGACCUAGCAAGAACAAAUAUCCUGACUGCUUCGACUUUGACCGUGGCUGAAAUAGGUUCUACUUCAGCGACCCUUUCAUGGAUACCUAUCCCUUCAGCUACCGGUUAUGUGGUAUCUUACAUUAGUCAAGACCUUUCGGACACAGGGGUUGUCGAACUACCAUCGCCAUCGACCACAGCUACUGUGUCCGGCCUUCGACCAGAAACAAUUUAUACUUUUUCUGUGGUUGCAACCACUACCCCACCGACGGGUGUUGGUACCACCGUUGGUGUCACAAACGUUUUGACGGAAGUGUUCGCUGAUGCUGUAACUUUCGACACCAUAUCGCUUUCUUGGACCAAUAUCCCCGAUAGCAACUUUUAUCAAAUUGCUUAUCGAAACCUGGAUGGGGUUGUUAGACAGACCGCAUCUCUUACAAACACUACAACCAUCAAUGGCCUGACCCCAUCUACAGCCUAUAACAUUACGGUCGAAUCUUUUUCAUUCGGCGCCAUUCGACAAGUUGUUGGAUUUGUAGCCGUUUCCACGGAAAUGGCAUCAACGGCUGAAAUUGUGAACAUCACUGUCGAUACAGCCGUCCUGACGUGGGACCCACUCCCAGGAGCUCUGGUUUACAUUGUCACCAUUAACGAUGGGAUCAGUUCCAAUGUCGAGCAGACGUUUGCCUCUCCGAUCACGAUAACAGGCCUUACGCAUAAUACCAUGUACGAGUUCUCAGUUGUCGGUUACGGGCCGAUGGGUGAGGUAAACCUAGGAUCUAUAUCGGGAAGUACAGCCUUUGAUAACUGUGCAUCAUCCCCUUGUCAAAACGGAGGAGAGUGUGUCAAUGUUUUGACGAGUUUCACCUGCCAAUGUGGGCUUGGAUACUUUGGUACCUUGUGUGAAAUUGCUAUCCAAUGUCCUACUCCUCCAAUGUCAACCGGGCUUAACUCCUUUGACGGAUCUUGUAUUGGACCAGGUCUAAUUGACAAUGGUUAUAGUUGUACAUACAGAUGUGAUCUUGGUUUCCUCAUCAGGGGCGAACCGACAAUAGCCUGUCAACUUAACGGAACACUUGAUGGAACGUUCCCAUCAUGUGAAGACGUGGAUGAAUGCAGGAACGGUUUGAUGUGCGUGGAUCCUAAUAGCUUCUGUCUCAACAAUAUCGGUUCCUUCAUGUGUAGUUGUAAUGGGGGAUUUCAACUCAUGCCUGAUGGCACUUGUCAAGAGUCUGCGACUAUUUCCUGCACGCCGGACCCCUGUGCGAACGGAGGUACUUGUGUGGCCGGGUUCAACCGUGUGACGUGUCUAUGUGGACCAGGUUUCACAGGGCCAGCCUGUGAACAAAGUUUAUUUUGUGCUGGGGUCCAGUGCGGAUCUUCUCAGGUUUGUGUGAAUGAACAGUGCACCUGUCUAGAAGGUUUUAUCCUUCAGGGAGGAUUGUGCCAAAGUCCUUGUUCUCCACAAUGUGAUAUCGAAACCGAGGUCUGUGUAUCAACAACAGGUGGAGGAUUUCAGUGUGACUGCAGACCAGAUCGAGAGAGGAGUUUCUGGACAGGUCUUUGUGUGCCAAGAAUUCGAACUUUUUCCUCGGUGUUCACUAUCGAUGAGCUGGGUGGCUCUCCGGUGGAUUUUAACCCAUCCUUUGCUGAUCCUACCAGCCUCGCUUUUCAGGAAGGUUCAGAUGCCGUCACGGGUCUUUUACCUCUAGCCUUUGAGGCUUCUGGAAUGCCUGGUGUCAUCGGCAUAGAAGUGGAUGGGUUCUUCCUAGGCAGUCUGAUGUGCGAGAUAACUGUUUACGUGGGGAAAGAAUUCGACGGUACUGAGAUUGAUCUGAAGAACGUUCUAAUGCCCAAUGAAUCUUCAACUCGCUUCUCUGAUGGUUCACACGGAUUAUUAAUUCGACGAGACUCUGUCACUGUUCAUGAAAUAACCCACAGGGAUCCAUGCAGUAUGCCAGAGUUAAACGACUGUUCCGUUAAUGCUGUGUGUUUGAAUGAAGAUGAGAGGGAUUAUAUCUGCUUGUGUAUGGAAGGCUAUAGGGACAUGUUUCCGGAAUCACUACCUGGACGCUACUGCAUGGAAGAUAAAACAUCAACGACACCAUCAGGGAUAGACAAGGAACCAGGAACUGGUUUCGAUAAGAGGAAUAUUUUUAUCGGUAUAGUCUCAAGCAUUGCCAUCAUAAUCCUUCUCGUCUUGAUCGUGUUUUGCUUCAACCUUAUUCGCAUUCACCGUGAAAAAUACAAGGUGAAGAAACGGACUGCUGUACAAGAGAAGGCCAAUGAAGUCAAAAAUCCCGAGGACUUUGUCCAGUCAUCAGUCCGCGACGUCUUCUUCAAGAAAUCUAACUUGGACGAUCACACCUAUAUCAAUCCUAACCCACAACUAGAUGAGCAGCAUCCGUCUGCCUUUAGCAUGGAUGCAAAGAACCACGCUACGACCAUGGAUGAGCUUAAGGAGUAG
Molecule: messenger RNA, 6474 nt
Organism: Lytechinus pictus (painted urchin)
Lineage: Eukaryota; Metazoa; Echinodermata; Echinoidea; Temnopleuroida; Toxopneustidae
Product: hyalin-like
Exons: 31
Coding region: 1-6474 (2157 amino acids)
Molecular function (GO): calcium ion binding; protein binding
Source: RefSeq, a predicted model, not a curated record